Messenger RNA from Triticum turgidum subsp. durum (durum wheat), 1761 nucleotides. The record is from the annotation of a GenBank genome assembly. Lineage: Eukaryota; Viridiplantae; Streptophyta; Magnoliopsida; Poales; Poaceae.
AUGGCGGAGGUGCGGAGCCGGGUGCGGGGGUUCCUGCGGAACCGGUGGCUGGUGUUCGUGGCGGCGAUGUGGAUGCAGUCGGUCGCCGGGGUGGGGUACCUGUUCGGCAGCCUGUCGCCGGCGAUCAAGUCCUCGCUUGGCUACAACCAGCGCCAGGUGGCCAGCCUCGGCGUCGCCAAGGAUCUGGGAGACAGCGUCGGCUUCCUCGCCGGCACGCUCUGCGCCGUGCUCCCGCUCUGGGCCGCGCUCCUCAUCGGCGCCGCGCAGAACCUCGUCGGAUACGGCUGGGUCUGGCUCGCCGUCACCCACCGCGUCCCCGUGCCACCGCUCUGGGCGAUGUGCAUGCUAAUCUUUGUUGGAAAUAAUGGUGAGACAUACUUCAAUACUGCUGCACUCGUCUCAUGUGUUCAGAACUUUCCCAAGAACCGUGGACCAAUCGUUGGUAUCCUCAAGGGAUUUGCUGGUUUGAGUGGUGCAAUCUUAACACAGGUUUAUGCAAUAAUGCACACGCCUGAUGAUGCCGCACUGAUAUUCAUGGUUGCUGUUGGCCCAACAAUGGUAGUCAUAGCUUUAAUGUUCAUUGUUAGACCAGUUAAUGGUCACAGACAAGUACGGCCAUCUGAUGGUACAAGUUUCACGUUUGUAUACAGCGUCUGCUUAGUCUUGGCCGCCUAUCUGAUGGGUGUGAUGCUGCUGGAAGACCUUGUUGGCUUGAGCCACUCAUUGACAAUCUUGUGUACCAUCAUUCUAAUGGUUCUUUUGCUAGUUCCAAUAGUCAUCCCUGUAAUGCUGAGCUUCUUCUCAAAUGACGACGAGAGUGCCUACACGGCGCUGUUAACAUCACCUCGGAGAGAAGAAGCAAGUGGUUCAGUAUCGUCUGAAGAGCAAGAAGUUAUACUCAGCGAGGUGGACGAGCAAAAACCGAAAGAAAUUGAUCUACUUCCAGCCUCUGAGAGGCAAAAGAGGAUUGCCGAAUUGCAGGCUAAGCUAUUCCAGGCAGCUGCUGUUGGUGCCGUUAGGGUUAAAAGGAGGAAAGGUCCACGACGAGGAGAGGAUUUCACGUUGCUGCAGGCAAUGAUCAAGGCAGAUUUUUGGCUUCUAUUUUUCUCCCUUCUGUUGGGGUCAGGAUCAGGUCUUACUGUGAUUGAUAAUCUUGGGCAAAUGAGUCAGUCAUUGGGUUUUGAGGAUUCUCACAUUUUUGUGUCAAUGAUUAGCAUUUGGAACUUCCUUGGACGUAUUUCUGGGGGCUUCUUUUCAGAGAUUAUUGUCAAGGAUUACGCGUAUCCAAGGGCAAUUGCCUUGGCGACAGCUCAAGUAUUCAUGGCAAUUGGACACUUCAUCUUCGCAAUGGGUUGGCCCGGCACAAUGUACAUUGGCACAUUGCUUAUCGGGCUCGGGUACGGCGCCCACUGGGCGAUCGUGCCAGCUGCUGCCUCCGAACUAUUUGGCGUGAAGAAUUUCGGAGCAUUGUACAACUUCCUUACAGUCGCAAACCCCGCAGGCUCCCUGGUUUUCUCGGGCAUCAUUGCCAGUGGCAUCUACGACUACGAAGCCAGGAAGCAAGCUAACCAUAACCACUCAACAUUGCUGGGAAUGGUCUCCGACGUCGCUCCGGCGCUGAAGUGCGAGGGCUCCAUCUGCUUCUUCAUCUCGUCAAUGAUCAUGUCAGGGUUCUGCAUCAUUGCUGCCGCCCUGAGCUUGAUCCUGGUCCACCGGACAAAGAUCGUGUACACGAAUCUGUACGGUAAACCCCGGACAUGA